Morus notabilis is the source of this 951-nucleotide messenger RNA. RefSeq lists its product as uncharacterized. The record is from RefSeq and is a predicted model, not a curated record. The transcript is spliced from 3 exons. The coding region runs from base 1 to 951 and encodes 316 amino acids. Lineage: Eukaryota; Viridiplantae; Streptophyta; Magnoliopsida; Rosales; Moraceae.
AUGAGAGGGGUAUAUGAGGAGCAGUACAAUGCAUUGGGCACAUACAAGAAGCCUUACGGACCUUUCUCAGAAUCUUACAAUCCUGAAUCGGCUCAGGAGAAAGAAGAGCAAACAAAAAUUCUGGUAAAUGUGCCCUUCCCCCAAGCUCUCCGACCUGCUGGGAAAGUGCUGGAAAAUCAAAGUGAGAUCCUGGAGCACUUGACACAAUUGAAGAUCAAUUUUCCUUUACUACAUGUGAUCAAGCAAGUGCCAGCCUACGCCAAGGUUAUAAAGGAUCUGUGCACUAUAAAGAGAAAGCACCAUGUCAAGAAGACUACAUUCUCGACGGAACAAGUGAGCACGGUGAUUGAGCAGAAGACACCGUUGAAGUACAAAGAUCCUGGUCUUGGAGAUAUUAAGCCCACAUAUGUGGUUCUGCAACUGGCCGAUCGAUCUAUUAAGAGACCACGAGGAAUAGUGGAAGAUGUGUUAUUGCAAGUUGAUAAGUUCUACUAUCCUGUGGAUUUCGUUGUUUUGGACACUCAGUCAGUGGUUAAUGUGGAGUCCAAAAUCCCGAUCAUCCUUGGAAGAUCAUUCCUCGCGACAACAAAUGCUCUAAUUAAUUGUAGAAAUGGUCUAAUGAAGAUCUCUUUUGGGAAUAUGACUCUCGAGGUAAAUAUUUUCAACAUUGUAAAACAACCACAAGGUGAUGACGAAUGUCACCAAACAUUCCUGAUCGACAAACUUGUCGAGGAGGAGGUUCUGCUACAAAGUAACUUUGAAGAUCUUGAAAAUCUCCUCCAAAAUUCUGAAUCUGAAAGUUCCGGUCCUUGUGAGUUGGCUAACAUUUCUGCCAUUUUCAACAACUCACAGGAUAGAGGAAUUAAGUUUAAGCAACUUCAGUGGUUGAUGUGGAGUCAAAAAUCCCGAUCAUCCUUGGAAGACCAUUCCUCGCGACAGCAAAUGCUCUAA